Molecule: messenger RNA, 1541 nt
Organism: Nezara viridula (southern green stink bug)
Lineage: Eukaryota; Metazoa; Arthropoda; Insecta; Hemiptera; Pentatomidae
Source: the annotation of a GenBank genome assembly
UCACAACUUGGUUGUUGACAAAUGUUAAGAAGGUAGCAGUUCACAGCAAGUAUUUACUAUGAAGUCUUGCUGGUUUUGUUUAAUAUUUUUGUUCUAUUUAAUUAACUUUGGAAAUGGACAGUCCAAAACGAAGGCCCAAAAUUUGGGUGAAAAGGUUCAACAAUUAAUGGAAAUGAAUAUGAAAAGAACAGUACUAAAGUUCAAUGGACCACGAUUCAAGGAAUAUGUUAAGUCUGCACCUCGAAAUUAUUCAGUGAUUGUAAUGUUCACUGCACUAGCUCCAGCACGUUCAUGUUCUAUUUGUAGGCAUGCUAAUGAUGAAUUUACUAUUGUGGCUAAUUCAUUCCGCUACCCUCAAACUUAUUCAAAUAAAUUGUUUUUUGCUAUGGUUGAUUUUGAUGAGGGAUCAGACGUAUUCCAAAUGCUUAGGCUUAAUGCAGCUCCAGUUUUUAUGCAUUUUCCUUCUAAAGGAAAACCAAAGAAUGCUGAUACGUUUGAUAUUCAACGGGUUGGAUUUGCAGCAGAGUCAAUAGCCAAAUGGAUUGCCGAAAGAACAGAUAUACAGAUUAGAGUUUUCCGUCCUACAAACUAUUCUGGAACUCUAGCUAUGCUUAUGCUUUUCAUUCUCGUUGCUGGUUUCCUGUACAUGAGAAGAAAUAAUUUAGACUUCUUGUAUAACAAAUCUCUUUGGGGUGUUUGUGCUGUGUUCUUCUGUUUCGCCAUGGUUUCUGGACAAAUGUGGAACCAUAUUAGAGGUCCACCUUUCGUGCACCAUAGCCAUAAUGGCAUAAGCUAUUUUCAUGGAUCUUCUCAAGGUCAAUUCGUUUUGGAAUCGUAUAUAGUGAUUGUACUGAAUGCUGCGAUUGUUAUUGGAAUGAUAAUGAUGACUGAUGCUGGUUUGAGAAAGGGAGAUGUAAGAAUGAGACAGAUAUUUGCCAUUGUAGGAUUGGUCAUAGUGAAUGUAUUUUUCAGUAUUAUACUGUCUAUAUUCAGAUCAAAAGCACAUGGUUAUCCAUAUAGUUUCCUCUUCAAGUAAAUUAAUUAGCACGUCUUACUAGAAUUAAACGUAGGAUUAAAAGCAGUAAUUUAUUGCUAAGAACUGUUAAAAUAUUUUUGGAUUAUAUUAGUCUUUCUUAUUUUGUUAAUGGAACAUUCUACUAACAGCUAUGAUAAAUAGUUAUUUAAUUUUUUCUCGUGACAACUAAUGUGAUAGCAAGGAGUGAGGUGUAAUAGUGUAAAUGUUUUUGUUAAUUUGUAUCUAUCUUUGCAAAGUUGUUUUUAUAAGUUAUAUGGUUAAACCUGUAAUUCUACAAUUAUUUUAGUUUAAAUUAUUUGUAAUAUAAUUACACAUAAAACAAUCAGGAAAAGGAUUUAAUUGGAUUUGUAUUUAACUAUAGGUAUCCAACUUGCAUUAUUAAAUUAAUGUAGUUUAACUGGUUAAUUUAUCAAGCAGUAAAUUUGUGAACUGUUUUUGUUAUAUUGUUUGUAUGUAUUUAUCAUAUAUUUAUAAUUAACAUUUAUGUUUUAAUUUAAUUUUUUUU